Molecule: messenger RNA, 336 nt
Organism: Punctularia strigosozonata HHB-11173 SS5
Lineage: Eukaryota; Fungi; Basidiomycota; Agaricomycetes; Corticiales; Punctulariaceae
Exons: 3
Coding region: 1-336 (111 amino acids)
Source: RefSeq, a predicted model, not a curated record
AUGAUGGAAUACGGUUCAUUCGCUGUUGCUUCUGUGCAACGUCAGAUCAUGCUCGUCCAAUCGGCCCGUAGCCACAAUAUGGGCGACAGACAUUUAGACGUCUAUACCUACAAACCUUUCGCCGAAGGCGUAUUCCUCGCUUCCGAAGUCCCUCAAGCACGGAUAGCAUCCAAAGACCUCCUGACCAUCUUCCCGCCCACCGACGCCUUUCAGCAAUUAGCUUCUGGCAUGCUGGAACUUCCUCCACAAGCCUACUCAGAAUAUAUGGAGCUCAGCUCGCGCGGUCAGCAGCGCGCUGAGACCCUCUACGCUGCUCUCAUGGCGCGAAGAAGAUAA